This is a messenger RNA of Sebastes umbrosus (honeycomb rockfish), 3719 nucleotides long. RefSeq names its product NACHT, LRR and PYD domains-containing protein 14-like. The coding region runs from base 295 to 3342 and encodes 1015 amino acids. Gene Ontology annotation, molecular function: metal ion binding; protein binding. The transcript is spliced from 10 exons. Lineage: Eukaryota; Metazoa; Chordata; Actinopteri; Perciformes; Sebastidae. The record is from RefSeq and is a predicted model, not a curated record.
CAGUUUGAUUCUUCUGUGAACACAAAGUCAUGACUGGCUGAAUAAUCCUCAUUAAACCUGCUGUAACCCAAGAAAACAAGCAGAUAUUUAAAGAGCAUUGACCAGGUGAAUGCUGGAUGGUUUUAUUAUACUGUAUACUGUGUGUGUGCGUGUGUGUGUGUGUGUGUGUGUGUGUGUUACUUCCUGUUCUCUCAGUCUUGCCUGUGACUCUUGCACAAACUUGUUUCCGUUAAAUGUUCGGAGCUCACAGUCAGUGUUCCUCUUUCACCUCUCAGACUGACUUCAGAUCAGAAGAUGAGUGAUGGUGUGGAGGAAGAGGAGGACAGAGCAGAGUCUCUAGUCUCUGGCUGUCUGUCUAUGAAGAGUGACUGGUCCAAAGAUCAACCUGUGGACUUCAGUAAUGAACCUGGACCCUCACAAGGCUCAGCUCCUCCUCCACACACGGACACACUAGUGGCUUUUCAGCGCGAGACCUACGAAGAACAUGAAGACUCUGACAUGUUCCCUUGGAAGAGGAGUGAUGUUUCUGUGGAGGAGCUGCUGUCCUGCUGCGCUUUGUGUCAGGAUGUCCUCAAGGAUCCAGUCUCUAUCAGCUGUACCAGCUGUGGACACAGUUUCUGCAGACAGUGCAGCACCUCAUACUGGGACCAGUCUGCUUCAUCAGGAGACUCCUCCUGUCCCCAGUGUGGACAAAGAUCCAGAACAAGAGAGGUUGUAGAUGAACAUAAGAGCAGUCUGAGGAGGAGAUGUGAAUGUGUGACUGAAGGAACUGAUGAAACAGGAAGUGGAACCCUCCUCAACAGGAUCUACACUGAGCUCUACAUCACAGAGGGACAGAGUGAAGAGGUUAAUACCCAACAUGAGGUGAUGCAGCUUGAGACAGCUUCCAAGAUGAAGACCCUCCAUGACACUCCAAUCAAGUGCCACGACAUCUUUAAAGCCUUACCUGACCAACAGGAACACAUCAGAGUCGUUCUGACGAACGGUGUCGCUGGCGUUGGAAAAACCUUCUCAGUGCAGAAGUUCACUCUGGACUGGGCAGAGGGCUGGGAAAACCAAGAUGUCAGUCUGGUGGUUCUGCUUUCGUUCAGGGAGCUGAACUUGAUCAGAGAUGAGCAGUACAGUCUUCUCAUGCUGCUCCAUAUUUUCCAUCCAACAUUACAGAAGGUCACAGCAGAGAAGCUCGCUGUCUGUAAAGUUCUGUUCAUCUUUGACGGCCUGGAUGAAAGCAGACUUUCACUGGAUUUCCACAACAAGAAGGUUGUGUCUGAUGUCACCCAGAAGUCAUCAGUCAACGUGCUGUUGACAAACCUCAUCAAGGGGACUCUGCUUCCCUCAGCUCUCGUCUGGAUAACUUCCCGACCUGCAGCAGCCAAUCAGAUCCCUCCUGCAUGUGUUGACAGGGUAACAGAAGUACGAGGCUUCACGGACGCCCAGAAGGAGGAGUACUUCAGGAGGAGAUUCAGUGAUGAAGAGCUGUCCAGCAGAAUCAUCUCACACAUCAAGACAUCCAGGAGCCUCCACAUCAUGUGUCUAAUCCCAGUCUUCUGCUGGAUCACUGCUACAGUUCUGGGCCACAUGUUGACUACAGACCAGAGAGGAGAGCUGCCCAAGACCCUGACUGACCUGUACUCACACUUCCUGGUGGUUCAGACAAAGAGGAAGAAGCAGAAGUAUGGUGAGGGACACGAGACGAGUCCACAGGAGCUGACGGAGGCUGACAGGGAAGUUCUUCUGAAGCUGGGGAGGCUGGCGUUUGAACAUCUGAUGAAAGGAAACGUCAUGUUCUACCAAGAAGACCUGGAGCGGUGUGGUCUGGAUGUCACAGAGGCCUCGGUGUACUCAGGAGUUUGUACAGAGAUCUUCAAAAGAGAGUGUGUGAUCUUCCAGAAAACAGUCUACUGCUUUGUUCAUCUGAGCGUUCAGGAGUUUCUGGCUGCAGUCUACAAGUUCCACUGUUCCACAAACAGCAACACAGAGGUACUGGAAGCCUUCCUGGGAGAAAAUUAUCUUCAUUCACUCCUGAAUAGAGCCAUGGAGAAAUCCCUUGAAAGUAAAAAUGGCCACCUGGACCUGUUUGUUCGCUUCCUUCAUGGCCUCUCUCUGAAGUCCAACCACAAACUCUUAGGAGGCCUGCUGGGUCAGACAGAAAACAGUCCAGAAAUCAUCCAGAGAAUCAUCAACAACCUGAAGGCGAUGAACAGAGAUCAUAUCUCUCCUGACAGAAGUAUCAACAUCUUCCACUGUCUGACGGAGAUGAACGACCAGUCGGUACAUCAGGAGAUCCAAGAGUUCCUGAAGUCAGAGAACAGAUCAGAGAGGAAACUCUCUGAGAUCCACUGCUCAGCUCUGGCCUACAUGCUGCAGAUGUCAGAGGAGGUUCUGGAUGAGUUGGACCUGAAGAAGUACAACACAACAGACGCGGGACGACAGAGACUGAUUCCAGCUGUGAGGAACUGCAGAAAAGCUCAACUUUCUAAAUGUGGACUCUCGGAUACUCACUGUGAAGUUGUGGCCUCAGCUCUGAAGUCUAACCCCUCCCAUCUGAGAGAGCUGGACCUGAGUGACAACCACAACAUGCAGGAUUCAGGAGUGAAGCUGCUGUCUGCUGGACUCGAGAGUCCAAACUGUAGACUGGAGACUCUGAGAUUGAUGGACUGCAGGUUGUCAGAGAUCAGCUGUGCUUCUCUGGUCUCAGCUCUGAAGUCCAACCCCUCCCAUCUGAGACACCUGAAUCUGGAUGACAACGAGCUGCAGGAUUCAGGAGGGAAGCUCUUGAGUGGUUUUCUGGAGAGUCCACACUGUAGACUGGAGACUCUGAGGUUGUCAGAGAUCAGCUGUGCUUCUCUGGUCUCAGCUCUGAAGUCCAACCCCUUCCAUCUGAGAAACCUGGAGCUGAGUGGAAACGAGCUGCAGGAUUCAGGAGUGAAGCUCCUGUGUGGUAUUCUGGAGAGUCCACACUGUGGACUGGAGAUUCUGGGAUUGUGGGACUGCAGGUUGUCAGAGAUCAGCUGUGCUUCUCUGGUCUCAGCUCUGAAGUCCAACCCCUCCCAUCUGAGAGAGCUGUAUCUGAGUGGAAAUGAGCUGCAGGAUUCAGGAGUGAAGCUUCUGUGUGGUUUUCUGGAGAGUCCACACUGUAGACUGGAGUCUCUGAGCUUGGAGGGCUGCAGGUUGUCAGAGAUCAGCUGUGCUUCUCUGGCCUCAGCUCUGAAGUCCAACCCCUCCCAUCUGAGAGACCUGGAUCUGGAUGACAACCAGCUGCAGGAUUCAGAUGUGAAGCUGCUGUCUGAUCUUGUGAAGAGUCCAAACUGUAGACUGGAGACUCUGAGCUGGAAGGAGUGAUCUCUGUCAGAGUCUGAGUGAUCAGAAAAGUGGAUGUGUUGAGAGGAUCAGCCGUGUCCUGAUGAUCCACAGAGGUUCACCACCUGGACCUGGAUCUUAUUAACUCUUUUUUUUAUUCAUUCAUAUAUUCUGAACCCAAAAUGCCUCUGCAGAAUAGUUCAGUUUAUGACAACAUAACUGUAGAUUAACACAUUUAAAUAGAUCUUUCUGCUUUGCUUUGUGUUGCAGCUCCACUCUGUGGAACGAUGGAGUUUUGCUGUUUAUUUACACAUAUUUCUAAAUAACAGUGGAAGUUAAUAAAGUUACCCUAUUAAAACCAAGCCCUCAGGAAGAGCGCCCUCCACACCUUCGUGGGAUGGUGCAGAGGGUACAGAGCC